UUUUUAGCAGCAGCAUCGAGCCGGCCAUAUUAGAGAGAUGGAAAUAAAGCCUCCUCAAUGUUGUCUGUGUCUUUGAAGUGCAUCCGUGCAGUCUCCGUAGCCUCCCGCCUCCCGCCACCCCUCCCUCCCUGUGGUCCUCCGCCCCCCAACCGCCCCCUCCCGCAGCCCACCUGACUAACAGCUGUGUCUGAAAAUGCACAGAGAUGCCUGGCUACCUCGCCCUGCCUUCAGCCUCACGGGGCUCACUCUCAUGUUCUCUCUGGUGCCACCAGGGCAGAGCAUGGAGGUGUCGGUCCCCACCAUCCUGAACGUGCUCAAUGGCUCUGACGCCCGCCUGUCCUGCACCUUCAACUCCUGCUACACGGUGAACCACAAACAGUUCUCCCUGAACUGGACCUACCAGGAAUGUGGCAACUGCUCUGAGGAGAUGUUCCUGCAGUUCCGCAUGAAGAUCAUCAACCUGAGGCUGGAGCGGUUCCGGGACCGCGUGGAGUUCUCUGGCAACCCCAGCAAGUACGACGUGUCUGUGAUGCUCAGGAACGUGCAGCCCGAGGAUGAGGGCACCUACAACUGCUACGUGAUGAACCCGCCCGACCGCCAUCGUGGCCAUGGCAAGAUCAGCCUGCGGGUCCUCAUGGAAGAGCCCCCCGAGCGGGACUCCACGGUGGCCGUGAUUGUGGGGGCCUCCGUGGGGGGCUUCCUGGCUGUGGUCAUCUUGGUGCUGAUGGUCGUCAAGUGCGUGAGGAGGAAAAAAGAGCAGAAACUGAGCACAGAUGACCUGAAAACAGAGGAAGAGGCCAAGACGGACGGCGAGGCCAACGCGGACGACGGCACCAAGUAACAGGCGGCCGGCCUGCAGCCCCUCCCCGUGUCCCGCCCCUGCCACUCUCUGCCCCGUACUGUGUGACCUUGCCUGCCCUCUCUUGGUGUGAACUAGGCCACAGGGCUGACCUGGGGCCUCCUGAACCCCUCACUUCCUAUCCCCCACCCUGCCCCGAGAGUGACCACCUCUCUUCCAUCGGAGAAACCCGCCGUGGCAUCUGGGAUGUGUGGGCCCUGGGGAGACAACAGAGGGGCUCCGACCUGCAUGUAGGAGGCUCCCAAGGAGAGGCUGGGGCGGGGCUGCAGGGCCUGCCCCCUCUGGCUGCUCCCAGCCCUGACAGCCCCGUCAGGUUUGGAGGUGAUGACGGGUUCCUAUCAUUUUAGGGGCGGGGGGAGCGUGUGAAAGGAUGACUGUGCAUUUGCCGGGCACUGAAGGGAAGCCAGGGCUGGCAGCCAACCUGGACACAAGCCUUGGCCAAGGGAGCUCUGCGGGGCCCUCGUCUCUGCUGCCAGCUGCACCACGGAUGCCUUGGGAUCACUGGUGGGGACAGACCUGGAAGAACAGCUCUGGGGUGGGGGGCUGUGCUCUGCCACAGAUCCCCACCCACGGGAGGCCGCGGUCAUGGUUGGGGAGGGACCAAGGGCUGAUGGCUCCGUGGAGGCAGAGGUGGCUGCAGACUCUGUGUCUGACCAGGUGACCCCCGGCCUGGGCCUAGAGCAGCCGAGGCUCAGACGCGAGGAGGCGGGGUGUGUGGUGGGGCAGCUCCCACCCCGGCUGCAGGCUGGACUUUCCUGGCUGUCCUCAGGAGGGUUUGGGUGAGCGAGAGUUCAGGAGGCCUGAGUGCCCCCCCGCAGCCCGUGGCUGCCCCAUUCCAUCCGGAUCCACGUUACCUGCUCUUCUGCCCCCACGGCUCCCUUUGUGGGGCAGAACGUGGCGUCCACAGGGAGCCGACUCUCACUGCCAUUCACUCCCACCCAAAGGGAACUGUUCAAGCUGAGACAGGCAGAAACUGCUGACUCAGAUAGCAAAACUGCUGACUCAGAGAGCACCAUCUGGAAGGCUCUCAGAGACCAGCCAGCAAGUCCCUCUUAUCACAGAUGGGGAAACUGAGGCUCCAGGGGCCACAACCCCAGGGCCCUGCACUCCUCUCUGGCUCCCCAGCCUCCACCCUGCAUGACAGAGCCGUAGAUUUCCCUGUGGCAGAGGCCUCCGGGCCCUUGUGGGUAAGGGAGGUGAGGUGAAGGGUGCGGGGCUCCCGGGCCCUGGCCCCCCUCAGGCACUCAGCCCCCGCCCUGGCUCAGGGAGUUAGGUGUCCGGGCAGGGAACGAGCCUGGGGAGAGGGUGUGGAGACAGGUCUGUGACAGUCUCAGGGACCAGUCCCAGCCUCUGCCAACAGCUGGCCCAUCUGGAGAGAGAGCGAGAGCAAUAGCACGUGAGAGACUGAGCUGAGCUCACUUCCACCCAACAACCAUUGACCGAGCGUCUGCUGUGUGCCAGGCCCAGUGCUGGGUGCCGGGGACGCGCUCAAAGCCAUAACAGAGCUGUGGCUGCCAGGACAGCGGGGAGGGACCAAGAGUCUGCUUUUGGUGCAUCUAAUUCCACCUGAGUAGCCACUGCCGCCAGGGCUGGGGUCAGGGAAGGAGGAGGAUGCCACAAGCAUGUGGGCACAGAAGCCGGGCAGAGUGGCACAGAGUGGGUGACGGGCAACUUGCCAGACAGCUGCUGGGUGAGGUGAGUCCAGUUCCUCGGCUCAGGACCUAACUGCCAAUCAACACACUGCCACCAGGAUGCCCAGAGCAGGUGGACACUGCCCAUCCUUGGAGCCAGCCAGCUGGGAGCAGAGGAGUGGGCGGCGGGUGCCUCAGACCAGCCAAGAUCUGGGGUAGGGGAUAGAUUUCUGCAGCUCUCAGAUGCCAUUGCCUGGCCACCUCCUGUCCCAAGCGUGACGACCUGUGCUGACGUGGGCAAUUUUCUUUUUCCAGGACUCCUAACACUUGGAAGAAUUAUGUGCAGGGCUCCCUAGGUUCCUUCUAAGAAACUCUAACGCUUUAUCAGAAGGCCCAGGAUCCCUGAGGUCUUCUCCUUAUCUGCCCCAGCCAAGUGGAGGCUAGGGAAAGCCAUGGGCAUCUCCAUGGGGCUCAGGGGCCUGAGCCACGGGGUGGGCCGGGAGCCAUGCCUGCCCCAGGCACUCGCCUUCCUGUGUAUGUCCUUCUCACACCUCGGCCCCUCCUCCUGAGGGCUCAUGGGGUUGCCUCCACCGGGGGGGCGGUGUAGGGAGCAAAACAGGGCUCUUGUGAGUCGAGGCGGGGACACGGGUGAGAUGUUGCCUCCGCGGUCCUUUCGCUACCCUGCUUGCCAGCUUGUCCCAGCCAGUGAGCUGUGCCCCUUCCCGCACCGUGGGCUUGAGCCCCACUUCUGGCUGCAUGCUGCCACCAGUGCACCCGGGCUGCUGGCUCUCGUCACUGCCCCUGCCUCUCCGGUGCUCCCAGAACCCCCUCUUCCCCCCGAAGGGUCACUGUAAAGAGAGACGGGCUGGCUGACCCGUGGGUGUAGCUUAUAAGAACAAAGCACAAUCUUUCAGGACUGAAAUGCCUUGAGGUGCCUUGGAACUGGCUUUGACAAUAGCUCUCGGGACCCUAACUAGGGCCUCGUCACGGUUAGCCACAAUUUAUACAAAGGAGGGGCCGAUUGGAUCCAUCUUUUUCUCUGCGAGUCUCCUUGGGGGGACUCCAAGGUCAGGUGAAGCAGGCAGAAGGAUGCAAAUACUGACCAAGUCCAUGGAGAUCAUCCCAGGCCAUAGGAAUGGCUUGGUGCAGUUAGGAUGGGUGAGGAAUAGAGGACUUUUCCUUCCUGCUUAUGUCUCAAGGACAGGCAGCCUGUGUCUCUUGCUGAUGUCUUCCUUUACUGAAGCUUGCUGAUGCAUCUGUAAAUAGUCUCUCUAUAGGCAUAGAUAUAUUAUAUAUACAAAUAUGAAACAUCUCACAGCACCCACCCCAAGUUACACUGUGCGGGGAGGGUGUGAUGACUUCUCAAUGUUUUGAGUUGAUUCACCAAAGGCAAAUGAUGGAAUGUUCUAUUGCUCUUUGCGCACUUGGAGGGGAAAACCCAACUACUUAUGCACUUUCUGGGUUCUCGCUGGAGCUGGUGGUGGGCACGGGGUUGGGGAGGGGAGGGAGGCUGCGGGGAUCCUGUGUGACCCGACUGCUCGAGGGAUCUGAGUUUGGGAGCAGGCUGGGUUCUUUGGCAGCUUGUCUGUUACAAUAAACAGAUCGUCUCCCCAGAA
Molecule: messenger RNA, 4106 nt
Organism: Oryctolagus cuniculus (rabbit)
Lineage: Eukaryota; Metazoa; Chordata; Mammalia; Lagomorpha; Leporidae
Gene: SCN2B
Product: sodium voltage-gated channel beta subunit 2
Biological process (GO): cardiac muscle cell action potential involved in contraction; regulation of sodium ion transmembrane transporter activity; membrane depolarization during cardiac muscle cell action potential
Cellular component (GO): plasma membrane; voltage-gated sodium channel complex
Molecular function (GO): sodium channel regulator activity
Source: RefSeq, a predicted model, not a curated record